AUGGUGGGUUUAGAACGAACAGGCUCAGUCCCCUUUCGUCAAGCCCACAAAAUGAGUCACCGAAUAGCCGACAAAGAACCGAUCAAUGGACCCUUGGCCUCAAUUGACUCCGGCACUACAAACCCAGGCAAGCACGCAAAAGUUAAGCUGCUGGUAGCCUACUGGGCCCAUUUUAUCAACAACACUGACCAAUACCUAAAAUCUCUCCUCUUCACCAACAAUCUAUGCUCGUCGUCUAGUUACAACAAAUGCCGUGGGAAAAUUGAGAUAAAGUAUUACGUUGUCCCAGGAUUCAACUCGACUGGUCCAGCUGUCAUUAACGGUACAAAUGUGUAUCCGGGCUACACGAGGGUCAACCAUGGAAAGUAUGCCGUGAGUGACGUGAGGGCCCACAUUGGGACGAGCAAUCUGAUGUGGGAUUACUUUUACACGACAGCUGGCAUUAGCUUUGGCACGUACAAUGCUGUUAUUGUGUCUCAGCUUCGAGAAAUUUUCGAUGCCGAUUGGAGUUCACCUUAUGCGGUGGCUGUUGAGCCGUUGGAGGACCGGUUUUUGUGUUCCAGCUGA
Molecule: messenger RNA, 567 nt
Organism: Striga asiatica
Lineage: Eukaryota; Viridiplantae; Streptophyta; Magnoliopsida; Lamiales; Orobanchaceae
Source: the annotation of a GenBank genome assembly